Anopheles coustani is the source of this 10058-nucleotide messenger RNA. RefSeq names its product ecdysone-induced protein 75B, isoforms C/D (gene Eip75B). NCBI's taxonomy places the organism in Eukaryota, Metazoa, Arthropoda, Insecta, Diptera, Culicidae. Gene Ontology annotation, molecular function: nuclear receptor activity; zinc ion binding; RNA polymerase II cis-regulatory region sequence-specific DNA binding. The record is from RefSeq and is a predicted model, not a curated record. Gene Ontology annotation, biological process: negative regulation of transcription by RNA polymerase II; positive regulation of transcription by RNA polymerase II; hormone-mediated signaling pathway. The transcript is spliced from 7 exons. The coding region runs from base 559 to 5040 and encodes 1493 amino acids.
CCGCCGUGUUCCGGCUCUCUCUCUUGUUGUAAACGCUCUUCCCGGUAUUAGUUCCGGUAUUUUUGUUUGAUCGUCACGCCAAAACUGUCGAUUGUGUCACCGUGAUUCGGGAGUAAAGUUAAUGGUAGAAAACAAAGGGCAGUCGAAUAAACGUGACAAAAAUUACGAAAUGGUCCGGAUCGCCCGGAAAAGAAGCCUUGUUACAAAAGCCCGGAAAAACAAAGGUAAAGUGAACCGGUGAAGUUAUUAUUUUCACAAAAUAAAAAAAUUAAAAAUAAAUACCAACCGAAGAAAAGGUAAAGUUAAAGCACACAAUAGAAAAGAGAAAUACAUAAUGGAUGAAAGUAAGGCAAAAGGAAACCCUCGUGCCACGUGAGAAGGAAAAAUUGUUCGGAAAAAGUUAAAAAGUUUGAAAGGUCGCUCCGGGAGCAACUGAAAAUUGUGCACGUGGAGAGAAAAAGGUUAGGUUUCGGUUGGUUUUGGGUGGAAAGUGGGGAAAACAGUUUUCCCCCUGCCAAUUCGUCAAACCCCGUUUGCGUGAAGCCGAACUGGGCAAGCAUGCAGUGCAUUCGGAAUGGUGCGGGUAGCGGUGGAGAGGUGACCGGGGAGGAGGAUCGUAAGGUACCGAUCAAAGCUGAGGAUCGCCGGAAAAUCCCCUCACAGGAAAGCGCGCAGAAUGAAGGCGAGGAAAAUGACUCCGAGCGGGCGGAAAAAGAUCGAAACGGCGGGCCGGAGGUGAGAACGUUCGUGUUGGCCGAAAACCAGUGCAUCGUGUACUCCCCGCGAGGGGGUGAACCGGUAAUUGCGUCCCGGUUGUCGUCCAGCCCACCACUCCCACCCCCAAUCCGGUCGAGUUUUCCUUCCCAUCUGCCGCCGAAGAAAACGAUCAAGCUCGCCCUCUCGAUGCCGGUGGCGGCGGCCGCCCUUACGGUGGCGUCCGGUCAAGGGCCCCCGCGGAGGGUCGCCUCCCCCUCGUCGCUGUUGCCACCACCACCACCACCACCACCACCUCCACCUCCGCUGGCGCUGCGAAGAAGUCCCGAGCCGGACGGACGAAUGGCUCGGAUUCAGAUCGUUUCGAAAGCGCACCAACAAAAUGCUGACACAGGCGACGAAGACUGCCGGGGUGUUGUGCCGGGGGUGGGUACCGGUGGAGGCCAGGGAGUACACGUGAUACGGGACGGGCGCUUUUAUCAGCCCGAACCGCCGGAACCGUGCGAUCCGGCCAGUAAUCAACGAAUGGAACCUCAUCGAAGUUCCUACGAGGAUCGCCACCACGCGGGAAGCCUGGAAGAGGAAGGGUCGAGGCGCGCACAGGAGGAAGGGCGGGGACCACAGCACGGUAGCAUCAUCGUGGUGAACGGAAGUGCGUCCAUUGCAGCCUCCCUCAGCCGUAUCCCUUCUCCUGGCUCGCAGCUCGAAGACGAAGAACGGCAUCGUUCUCCACACAACUCCCACCACUCCAACAACACCACCACCACCACCACGAUCCUGGUGACGAACGACCGCCCCUCGGCCAUCUACAAACCCCUCACGAUGGCGACCUCCUCCAAUGCAACGGUUUCAAGCAGCAACAAAACUCCUCAGCAUCCGCAUCACACGCAUCAUACCAACGGCCUUCAACACCAACACCACCAACACCAGCAGCAGCCAGCGAAUGGUCACGUCACCUCGAUGCAGCCCCCGCCACCUCCACCCCCACUCAAGCAGCUAUCGAAGGGUGGAGGAGGAGGAGGAGGCGGUGGUCACGAGGAACCGUCCAGCUCCAUGCCAGACCUAGAAUUCGACGGCACAACCGUCCUGUGUCGUGUGUGUGGUGAUAAAGCGUCCGGUUUCCAUUAUGGCGUCCACUCGUGCGAAGGCUGCAAGGGUUUCUUCCGGCGGUCAAUUCAGCAGAAGAUCCAGUACCGGCCGUGCACGAAAAACCAGCAGUGCAGCAUCCUGCGGAUAAACCGCAACCGUUGCCAGUACUGUCGGCUGAAGAAGUGCAUUGCCGUCGGCAUGAGCCGCGAUGCCGUCAGGUUCGGGCGCGUGCCGAAGCGGGAGAAGGCCCGCAUCCUGGCCGCGAUGCAGCAGAGCACCCAGAACCGGGGGAACCAGCGGGCCCUGGCCAGCGAGCUCGACGACCAGCCGCGGCUACUGGCCAGCGUACUUCAGGCGCACAUCGAAACGUGCGAGUUCACGCGCGAAAAGGUCACGGCGAUGCGUCAGCGAGCACGCGACUGCCCGAGCUACUCGAUGCCGACUCUGGCAUGUCCACUAAAUCCGGCCCCGGAGCUGCAGUCAGAGCAGGAGUUCAGCCAGCGGUUCGCGCACGUCAUCCGGGGUGUGAUCGACUUCGCCGGCAUGAUCCCCGGGUUCCAGCUGCUGACGCAGGAUGAUAAGUUCACACUGCUGAAGGCCGGCCUGUUCGAUGCGCUGUUCGUGCGCCUGAUCUGCAUGUUCGACACGUCCAUCAACUCGAUCAUCUGCCUCAACGGGCAGGUGAUGCGGCGCGACACCAUCCAAAAUGGCGCGAACGCGCGCUUCCUGGUCGACUCGACGUUCAACUUUGCCGAGCGCAUGAACUCGAUGAACCUGACCGACGCCGAGAUCGGUCUGUUCUGCGCGAUCGUGCUGAUCACGCCCGACCGGCCCGGUCUACGCAACGUCGAGCUGAUCGAGCGGAUGUACACGAAGCUGAAGGCGUGCCUGCAGACGGUGAUCACGCAGAACCGGCCGGACAAGCCGGAGUUCAUGCAGGAGCUGCUGCGCACCAUGCCUGACCUGCGCACGCUCAGUACGCUGCACACGGAGAAGCUGGUGGUGUUCCGCACCGAGCACAAGGAGCUGCUCCGCCAGCAGAUGUGGUCGACCGAGGAGGACCAUGGUGCGGUACUGUCGGAUGCGAAGAGCCCGGCCAGCAGUACCGCCAGCUGGAGCUGCGACGGCAACCAGGUCGAGGUGGAGAUCGCCAAGAGCCCGAUGAGUUCCGUCUCCAGCACCGAGUCGACGGAGACGUCCUCCUCCUCCUCGUCGUCAUCGUCGUCGUCGUCGGAGUACCACCAUCACCUACACCACCAUGGCAGCAUUUCGUCGGCGUCGUCCGCGUCGGCCCCCCUCCUGGCGGCCACCCUGUCCGGGGCGUGCCCCAUCAUCCGACAUCGGGCAAGUUCCGGCUCGUCGGCCGAGGACGAUCUCAUCGGUGGCACGGCGCAACACCUCGCGCAGAACGGGCUCACCAUCACGCCCGUCAUCCGCUCGGUCGGCUCGUCCUCCUCGUCCUCGUCGGCCACCUCCACCUCCUCGUCCUCCACCACCAACCAUCACCACCAUCAUCACGUGUCGCGGUACCGCAAGCUCGACUCGCCGACCGACUCCGGCAUCGAGUCCGGCAACGAGAAGCACGACCAACCGUCGACGCCCCACUCGCUGCUCCAGCAGCACCAGCAGCAGCAGCUCCAGCAGCACCACCAUCACCUCCAUCACCACCACCACCACCUCCACCACCACGCGAAGCCGGCCAGCAGCGUCAGCAGUGGAUCGUCGUCCUGCUCGAGCCCUCGCUCCUCGCUGGAAGAUCAAGCCCUCGAGGAUACGACCACCUCCCAAAGCAAAGCGAACGGUCCUCAGCUGCAAACGCCUCUGCAGCAACAGCAGCAGCAGCAGCAGCAGCAGCAACAGGCUGCAUCGGCCACGAGGCACGCCAGUGUGGACAACAUGCCGGUGCUGAAGCGAGUGCUGCAAGCGCCCCCGCUCUACGACACCAACAGCCUGAUGGACGAGGCGUACAAACCGCACAAGAAGUUCCGCGCCAUGCGCCACCGGGAGAGCGAGGCGGAGGCGGUCGUGGCCACCUGUUCCUCCUCUUCCUCCUCGUCGUCGUCGUCGUCGUCGUCGUCGGCGAGCAGUAGCAGCAGCUCGUCGCCGGCAUCCAGCGCUCCCCACCGAAUGGAGACGACCGUCGUCACCCAGACACCUCCACCGCCGCCACCCCAGCACCAAUCCCAGCUGCACAUGCAUUUAACGCGCCCGCAAACGUCGUCCACUUCCUCCUCCUCCUCCUCGUCGUCGUCGGCGAGCGCCAACCAAAGUUUCCUGCAGCAACAGUCGGGUUCGUCCUCGUCGGCACUGUCCGCCGCACUUCGCUGCAGCCCGCAACCGGUCGGCCAGCAUCACUACUCGUCGCUCUCGAGCACCCACUCGGUGCUGGCGAAGUCACUGAUGGAGGAGCCGCGCAUGACGCCCGAGCAGAUGAAGCGCACCGACAUCAUCCACAACUACAUCAUGCGGGAGUCGGCCCAGGAGCAGCACCAGAACUAUAUCAAGCAGCAGCAGCAGCAGCAGCAACAGGGUGGACUGCUCGUCUGUGGCAAUGGCAGCGUGUUCCAGCGUGCCUCACCGCACCUGACCGUGUCGGCCGUUUCGCCCUCACCGUCCUCGUCGAGUCCGGCCGGAUGUCCCUACGGAGGAGCGAGCGCUUCCACCCGAUGGCAUCCGGGAAGCAGCAGUAGUGGUGGUAGUGCCGCUGCAAGUGUCAUCACCACGACGGGACUGCGUGCCCAACAAACGCCCCCCUCGCCGGGAAGCAGCAGCACUAGUAGUGGCGCAGGAACUCUCACCCCACCGGACACCUCGUCCUCGUCCUCGGUUUCCUCGCCGCCAUCCGCAGCGUCGCCCUCUUCCUCCAGCAUCCGCUACUUCCAGUCGCCCCACUCGACGAUGACCUCACCGGCACCACCGCCGGCAUCACCUUCCCCGCGGCUGCUCGAGCUCAAGGUGGACAUUGGUAGUACCACCACCACCACCGGUGGCAUCCCUGCCAUCGCCACCACCACACUCACCUCCCUCGAUCCGUGCCAGCAACCGUUGAACCUGUCGAAGAAGUCACCCUCGCCCGCACCGCACGUCGUUUCGGUGGUACAGCGACCCAUCUCCGUCGUCGGUCCGGCUCCCUCUCCGACGCCUUCCUCACCGGCAGCGACCGCGGUCGUCGUGGCCACCAGCAGCAGCAGCAGCAGCAAUGGCCCCACCAUCCACAAGAUCCUGCUCGAGGCAUAAACACCCGCUUUAAACGGGGCCCCACCACCAUCACCACCAAUUGCAAUUAAGUUUACUUCUAAUACUUUAUAUUCCUCCAGUGCGAACACGAAAGUGCGUCUGUGGGGGGAGGAUUUCCUAGGGAGAAAGAAGAGAAAGAAGAAAAAACAAACCACAAGAGGCAGACAUAUUAGUGCGUACGAAAGGGGUGGGAGUUAGGAAACAUAAUGGGCAGGAAAGCGGGCAUCAUCCCACAAACACGAGUGGAGGAGGGUUUAUAACAGGUGGAGAAAAAACAUAAAACAAACCAACCCACACCCCGCUCGAAAUCUAAUUGUACAAAUUUUUAAAUGUAUAUAAGAUGAAAGUUGGAGAAAGGAAGCAAGCAAACCUACGUGUGCAACAAAUGCGUGUGCUAGUGCGAUACACACGUGCAUACACGAACACUACUGAUACACACAAACACACACUAGGUGGAUAGUACUGGGCGAACUGUACGAUAGUAUUUUAUUGCAAAACAAAACGCAAAAAUAACAACCGACGCGAGGGAUGUCCAGGAAGAUAGGUGGGGACCACUUCCUCCCACGAGUUUGUCCGCAAGCGCCAAGAAGAAGUCGCUCUCGUCCAAGUCGUCCCCGUUUGAAGCGCCCUUCAUCCUCAUUUCGGAGGGAAGGGCAGCAAACUAUACAAUGCGAAGCCAAAAAAAACUAAGCAAAGCGCUGCUAAAGUGUGACUGUGUGUUUGUGUGUAUGCGUGUGUGUAAAAGAGAGAGAGGAAGAGAGAGUGAGUUAAUACAAAUUAUUCGGCGGAUGAAUAGAAAGUGAAGGAAGGACUCCUAUUUUGCUCCAACAGAUCUCGAUUUUUUGUUUUUAAAAGAAACUUUCAACCGACCAAGAAGAGGCGUGUAAUGGGUGGGGGGAGAGGGGAGGGAAAGGAAGAGUCCCGAACGAAAGUCAAAGUAGUGAUGGAAGUGGAGUGCACGCAACCGGGACACACUUUCUUCCUUGGGUGCUUGGGCCGGUUCGCAAAUCGGUGCAAACAAUCCUAGUGUGAUGUGCAAAAGCGGGGGGAGCAUGUAACAUGUAGCCAGAAAUGGAGAAAACUAUGGGAGAAGAAGGAAAGUUUAGUAGAGUAAAGUAGUUUCGUAGCAGUAGCGAUAGUGCAGAAAGUAAGCAGUGGUUAAGUUAUGCUGAGGAGAAAGGAGGUUGCAUUAAAAAAGAAGAAAAAAGAUAUAUCUACAACCUAGCUGGUCUACAAUUUGUGUGAAAUGGAAAUGGUAAUCGAGAAAAGGAAAACAAAUUAGAAACAAGUUAGGAUGUAGCGAAAAAAAAGGAGAAAAAUCAACAGCCAAACUAUAAGUCGAGGGUUAUCAUGCAAGCAAAUAAACAAAACAAAACAACACGAAAUCCUAAAAACACACAACUUGAAUAUGAUUUCAAGUUUUUUGUACAGUAGCAAUCUAGUAACACAAGAGAAUAAAUUGCGCAUAUACUGGAAGGAAGAAACAUGAGGAAUAACAGUGAAGAGAAGCAAAACUAAGUGAAAAAAGGUUCCAUUUACAAAAUGCAAGAGACACUCAGAGAGUUUAAAAACAGACACACACAUAUUAAUCCGUAACAAUAGAUGUAUAAAAAUACACACAGACAAAAAGAGAGAGAGAGAGAACUACACUCAAGCAUUAUUAAACACACAUCGGAUUCACAUUCAGAUUAAACAGAGAGAAACUAUUUAACAAAGUGCAAAUGUGUGUGAACCCCUGAAAGGUCACUGUUGUGCACAAAAAGUUUUUAUCGAUUGACACACCUAAUCACAUUGAACGGCAGGUGUUUGGACCGUUUGGACUGUAAGCAAAGAGGAAUCAGCAUUAGGGUACGUGUGUGAAAGAUGUUGGAUGGGGGUGGAAGGACAAAGUAAAACUUUUCUUAUACAAUACAGUACACUCCUACCGUUAAACGCUGAAAUGUGCAAGAGUGAAGAGAGUAAAACCGUGUGUUUAUUCAAAACAGAAAACUAUUGAGUGCAACCAACUACAAAGAAAAACUAUAAAAUGGAAGCGAAAAGCUGCUGAUCUAGUUUCGUGUACAUAGUUCUUAGCAUGGAGAUAAAUUGAUAUGGAAUGCAGGAAAAGUUUAGCCAGAUGAAAUACAUUACAGAAACAAAUUCAAAAAAACAAGAAAAGUCACACCUCUUUGUAACGAGCAAGAAUGAAGGGACAAAGAAACGCAGCAAGUGGAAAAGGGCAUGAGAUUAAACAAUAAACAAAACAAUGAAAAUGAAACUAUAAUUCCGCCAGAUAGAGAUAGUUUAACAUACGAGCAAGAGAGGUUUACAAAGAUGCGCAGAGUAAUAUUACGUGUUAGGUGCGUGUAGAGUGGAGAAAACUUGAGAUUCUUUAAAAAAAAUAAUGGAAAGCAAAAGGAGACAGUUCAAUGAACAACAAAAAAAAAAGAAAUCGAAAGCAAUGCUUAAACCUGCACAUACAUACAUGCAACAACACAAAACAAAAGAUGAAAAGCAUACACAAGUAGAGCAGAGCAGAUGGGUAAGGGAAGGAGCAAUAGAGGGUAGGAUAAUGAGCUAGGUAAAGGACGACGGAUUCAAUGAUACUCCUGUAUUUGUUUCACAUUCUCCCGAGUGGUUUUUGUCGAACGGUUUGAAAACAACAAACAUUCAAAUGCACUUAUCAACAUACAAACGAACCCAAACCAACCUCAAACUAAACAAAAAAAAACAUACACAAACAUUUACACUAUCGUGAAUACACACACACACACACACACAGAUAAGCUUGCUUUUUCCACAUUUCAUGUAUUAUUCUUAUCCAAUCGAUUGCGUUAGGUUGAAGAGUGAAGACGAAAAAAGGCUAAGGAGGGCGAAUGCAACAAAGGCGAACUCUAGUUGUUUAAGCGAUAUUAGACAUCGGAAACAAGUCGAUCUAUUUUCCCUUGUUUGCUCCAAACUACGCUCCGCUUCGUCACCCAUUUCCAAUCAUGAGAGCGUGGCGUGUAGGAAAUCAAAAGCAAACAAAACAACACCGUGUGGAAAAAGGGCGUAGUGAGAUAAAAAAAAAAGAUAAAUUAAAAGUAGGUUUACAAUUAUUAUAUUAUUCUAAUAUUAUUCUAAUUUUUAACGCAAUACGGUGUACAUAGUUGUGUAAAGUUAGUUUGAUCCAAUUUUAAUUCUAAAACGCGCUCCCAGGGAAGAGAAGGAACGAAAACAACCAAUCGAAAAUCAUAAUCCCACUUGUAGUGGACGACAACUCUUCCACUCAGCAUUCUAUCGAGCGAUUCCGAAGGAACGACACCGUCGUUUUCCACUUCGCGCCUAGCUAAAGCUUUCGUUUUUUCCCAUCCCUCCCCCUUUACGUUAGUAUCCUUCUUUGCUAUUUACUACUCGUGUACUCGUGUGUUCUACUAUAAAACCACCUUCCCUUUAUUACUACGCCACGCUAGCCGUGCUGUUACUAUAUCUUAAGCGUCGUGUUUUCAAUUUAGUUUUUUUUUCCAAUUUUGUUCUUUUUCGAAAAAAGAAACACCGUGUUUUUCUUUAAAAUUUGUUCUUACCGUUUUCGUUGCCUCUUAUAUCGUUCGUGUUUUCAUGUGAAACAUUUAUUUUAUUUAUUAAACUUCUUUAGCGCAAACGUUAACUUUUGAUUCCCUUUUACUUUGUGGCCCAGCCUUGUUGGACGCCAUUUUGCUUUUAAAUGUACGGUUUACUCAUCUUUAUCCUUCUGUUUUUUUUUAAACAUACUGUUCGCUUAGAUUUUGUUUAAUAUAGCAGUCUUGUUUCGCCUGUUGCUUACUUCUAAACACUCAACAACGGAUAUUAGUGGAAGUUUUCAUUUCUGCUUCUUUUAGCGAUUCGAUUUAUCUCCCGCUCUUGAUAAUUAGUUUCGUUUGGGAAAUGGAGGUGGAGAGAAAGAGACGAAAAAGAAAUAAAAGAGCGAGGACGAUCGGUACUGUGUAAAAAAUGAAAAGAAUUCACUUUCAAAACCCGCUAGUGUGUAAGAGAUUUUAAGUCCGUGUUUUUUUUUUCCUUAUAAGUUACUGGUAAGAAUGAAGGACUUUGAGGAGAAGUCAGUGACGCAAGUGAUGGCAAUGUGAGGAAAUCUAGCGGAUAAGCAAACGAGAAGACGAAUGAGAAAACAAACAAAAAAUAUACACACAAACACACAACACGCAAAACAAAAAAGGGAUUAUGUGCAGAAGGUAAAAAAACCAUUUCUUAUUUUUAAUUUGUAAGUGAAGACAAUUGAGCGGAAGAAGAAAGAGUUUCCUUAAUUGAUUAAAUGUGCGUUUUUUUAUUUAUACACCAUAAGACAAUUAAAAAAUAAACUGAUUUUAAUACAACAAAAUAAAACAAGAAAAACCAUAAAAAAUACAUUGGACGCAUUGAUUUGUACGAUGGGUUGGAGAGGGUGGGGGAGCAGAAUAGUGGGAAACUGAAAGAAAGCACUAAAAGCAAUGACAAAGAAAGAAAAGAGCAAAUAUUGUAACAAAUAUAACACGUGAUGGUUGAGGCACUAACAAUGAAAAUAACAGAAAAUCUAAGAAUCAAUGCGGUAUUUACCGAACGAAACAGAGAAAGCUAACUGAUAUUUUUGGAGACAAAAUGAGGGGGAAAAUUAUCAUAACUAUCUGGUGAAUAUUAUAAGCAGGGAGAGGAGCGUACUAGUAGAUGCUUGUUUGGCGGAAUGAGACUGUUAAUUCAUAAGGUUCUUUCAUUAUCAAACCGUAAGCAAAUCAAAUGCGCAGGAAAUUUUGAAAACAAAACUGAAACUUCUAGACAGAGGGAUUCCCUUUCGAAGUGGAAUGAACUAAAAAUGUGCAAAAUAUAUUCAUUAAGACGCGUGCGUGUAUGUUGAACAGAAUAAAAUAAUAAUUAAACCAAACAACUAUUGACUACCCAAUAAGCCGAUAGUAUGUAGGAAGAUGUAGCUGUGUAACUAUUAUCAGGUUUGGUGGUCAGACCCAACGAAGGAGAGAGAAAAACAAAAGAAAGAAAAAAAAAGUCAGCAUGAAACCAUCAUGUCAAAUAAC